Molecule: messenger RNA, 1396 nt
Organism: Nelumbo nucifera (sacred lotus)
Lineage: Eukaryota; Viridiplantae; Streptophyta; Magnoliopsida; Proteales; Nelumbonaceae
Source: RefSeq, a predicted model, not a curated record
GAGAGAGAAUCAGAAUUCAGAAAGGGGAGAUUUUAAAUGGUUGGGUUUAUGGGUUGAGGAGAGGAGCUAAAAUCGAUGCAGUUUUUGGUAGGAGGCACCGCUGCGUGAAGAAAUUAUAAAAGAGAAAGAGUAAAUAAAAAAGAAGGUGUUGGGUGAGACGAAAGGCUUGCAGUUGCAGGUUCUGCCCCCACUUUCUGACGUUCUCCUUCAGAUCUCGAAGCGCAGUCAAGAUGAACCAUUGCGGUUUUCAGCAGAACGCCUUCGCAGCCUGUGAUGAGAGGAGGAGCUCCUUCUCCAUCUCUGAGCGGAAAGAUCUCGUCGUUUGCCCCAAACCUCGCAGACUCGGCCUCUUGAAUCAUGCCAUCAACGACUCAAUCAGACCAUUGAGAUGGCACUUCAGCAGUCAACCUGAUUUUUGCGAGUCGAAAGCUGGGACUGAGCUUCUAGACAUCAUUCUGACAAAGGGUAGUUAUGGAGUAGAGCAAUCGGCAGCUCAGGCGGCUUCGUCGCCCCCGUUUUUCUGUGGGUCUCCACCGACUCGGGCAACUAACCCACUAAUCCAAGACGCCCGUUUUGGGGAGGAGAAGCUGACCUCGCUUGCACCGGUUCCGAUCCCAACUCCGUCGGGUCUUUCUUCUUCCCCGUCCUCGUCCGCCCGCAAGGGAGGAUGCGUUCGCGCGACGUUCGGGAACAAUCCAGCGGUGAGAAUCGAGGGUUUCGAUUGCCUCGACAGGGACAGGCGAAGCUGCAGCAUUCCUGCCGUUGCUUAGAAACCCUCUCCAACGUUUUCCAUCGGUACAUAGAAGAGAACAAAAAACCACAACACCAGGUCAACAACGUUUUCAUUUUUUUUUUUUUUUUUUGAAGAAAGCAAAGAAGAGAGGUUUUAAUUCGAAUUUUCAGAAGGACAGAGAGCAAGAGAGAGAAGGGAGGGAAUUGUGUUAUUAUUGUAAAUAUGUUUUCGGUUUUCCUCGAUCAAUCUUCGUUGAUAGGAUGGUAUUAUCUAUGUAUGUAAAGAGGGAUGUAUGUAGAUGUGAUGAAGAUCCAGCAAAUAAAGAAGAGAGGGAAAGCCAAAACAAACCCUUCUCUUCUUAAUUGUUAUUAUUAGAUUAGGGUAGUUUUCUUAGGUUAGAAAGAAGGUUGAGAGAGGUUUAGGGGUCUCUUCUCAUGGUCAUCGUCUCAGAGUCUCUUUCUUGCGUUUAUGUAAUGAAAAGGAAGAUUAGGAGGGAGGGGUUGGCUAGGCUACCCUUUGAUUUCUUUUUUUUUUUGGUUGUGUUUGCGGCCUUGAGAGAGAGAGAGAGAGAAUUUGUAUAAAGGGAAUGUUAAAUUAUUGAGUCAAUGUGUCAUUUAUUACUCAAUGUAAAUAUAGUUUCAUUUUGGUGGGUUCUUGGUGGUA